AUGGAUCCGUUUUCCCUUUAUUCUCCCGGGUCUUCUCGUGUUCCCAUACUGGUUGAAAGGAAAAAGUGGACACCACAAGAAGAUAUAGUCUUCAUCAGUGCUUGGUUAAACACCAGCAAAGAUCCCAUAGUUAGUAACCAGCAGAAGUUAGUGUCUUUUUGGAGAAGAAUUGAGGAAUAUUUCAAUUCAAGCCCUCUGCUAACAGGCUCUUCUGGAAGAGAGUGGAGUACAUGUAAGCAGAGGUGGGGAAGGCUAAAUUCCGAGGUUUGUAAGUUUGUGGGAAGCUAUGAGGCCGCUUUGAAGGAGCAAGCUAGUGGCCAAAAUGAGAACGAUGUCAUGAAGGCUGCCCAUGACAUCUUCUUCAACGACUACACGGGCAAGUUCACACUUGAACAUGCGUGGAGGGAGCUGCGGUUCGAUCAAAAGUGGAGGUCAACUUAUUUAACAACAGAUGGUGCAAAGGAGAAAAGGAAGGAAGCUACAGAGACGGUGCCUGACUCGGAAGAAGAGGUUAGACCACCUGGUGUUAAGGCUUGCAAAGCAGCCGCCAAACGCAAGAAGCAUGGGAAUGAAGCAGCGUAUGAUCGACUACAAACCAUUCUAGACAUGAAACAGAACAUAUCCAAACAGAAACUACUAGAUCGUCUCCUCUCAAAAAAAGAUACUCUAACUGAUAGUGAGGUGUCUCUCAAGGACAAACUCGUAGCUGAGAUGCUUUGA
Brassica oleracea var. oleracea is the source of this 720-nucleotide messenger RNA. RefSeq names its product glutathione S-transferase T3-like. The record is from RefSeq and is a predicted model, not a curated record. The coding region runs from base 1 to 720 and encodes 239 amino acids. NCBI's taxonomy places the organism in Eukaryota, Viridiplantae, Streptophyta, Magnoliopsida, Brassicales, Brassicaceae. The transcript has a single exon.